Molecule: messenger RNA, 8361 nt
Organism: Propithecus coquereli (Coquerel's sifaka)
Lineage: Eukaryota; Metazoa; Chordata; Mammalia; Primates; Indriidae
Gene: ATM
Product: ATM serine/threonine kinase
Exons: 56
Biological process (GO): DNA repair
Molecular function (GO): protein serine/threonine kinase activity; protein binding
Source: RefSeq, a predicted model, not a curated record
AUGGGAAUUUACACGUACGUCCAGACUUUACCAGACUUGCUUAGUAUUAGUAUCCAAGGAGCACCUAGGCUAAAAUGUCAAGAGCUCUUGAUUUAUAUCAUGGAUACAGUGAAAGAUUCAUCUAAUGGUGCCAUUUAUGGAGCUGAUUAUAGCAACAUACUGCUCAAAGACAUUCUUUCUGUGAGAAAAUACUGGUGUGAAAUAUCUCAGCAACAGUGGCUAGAAUUGUUCUCUGUGUACUGCAAGCUGUAUCUCAAACCUUCGCAAGACGUUCAUAGAGUUUUAGUGGCUAGAAUAAUUCAUGCUGUGACCAAAGGAUGCUGUUCGCAAACUGAUGGAUUAAAUUCCAAAUUUUUGGAUUUUUUCCCCAAGGCUAUUCAGUGUGCAAGACAAGAAAAGAGCUCUGUAGGUCUAAAUCAUAUCUUAGCAGCCCUUAUUAUCUUCCUCAAGACUUUGGCUGUCAACUUUCGAAUUCGAGUGUGUGAAUUAGGAGAUGAAAUUCUUCCUACCUUGCUUUAUAUUUGGACUCAACAUAGACUUAAUGAUUCCUUAAAAGAAGUAAUUAUUGAAUUAUUUCAACUGCAAAUUUAUAUCCAUCAUCCAAAAGGAGCCAAAACCCAAGAAAAAGGUGCUUAUGGAUCAACAAAAUGGCAAAGUAUUUUACACAACUUAUAUGAUCUGCUAGUGAAUGAGAUAAGUCAUAUAGGAAGUAGAGGAAAAUAUUCUUCAGGAUCUCGUAAUAUUGCUGUCAAAGAAAAUUUGAUUGAAUUGAUGGCAGAUAUUUGUCACCAGGUUUUUAAUGAAGAUACCAGAUCCUUGGAGAUUUCUCAGUCAUAUAUCAUUACACAAAGAGAAUCUAGUGAUUACAUUGCACCUUGCAAAAGGAAGAAAAUAGAGUUAGGCUGGGAAGUAAUAAAAGAUCAUCUUCAGAAGUCACAGAGUGAUUUUGAUCUUGUGCCUUGGCUACAGAUUACAGCUCAAUUAAUAUCAAAGUAUCCUGUGAGUUUACCUAACUGUGAGCUGUCUCCAUUACUGAUAAUACUAUACCAGCUUCUACCUCAACAGCGACGUGGGGAACGCACACCAUAUGUGUUACGAUGCCUUAUGGAAGUUGCAUUGUGUCAAGGCAAGAAAUCAGACCUCGAAAGCUCACGAAAGUCAGAUUUAUUGAAACUCUGGAAUAAAAUUUGGUCUAUUACCUUGCGUGGUUUAAGUUCUGAACAAAUACAAGCUGAAAACUUUGGCUUACUUAGAGCCGUAAUUCAAGGUGGUUUAGUUGAGGUUGACAAAGAAUUCUGGAAGUUAUUUACUGGGUCAGCUUGCAGACCUUCAUGUCCUGCAGUGCGCUGUUUGACUUUGGCACUGACCGUCAGUGUGGUUCCAGAAACAGUAAAAAUGGGAAUAGAGCAAAAUAUAUGUGAAGUAAAUAGAAGUUUUUCUUUAAGGGAAUCGAUUAUGAAAUGGCUCUUAUUCUAUCAUUUAGAGGAUGACUUAGAAGAUAGUACAAAACUGCCUCCAAUUAUUCACAGCAAUUUUCCUCAUCUCGUAGUGGAGAAAAUUCUUGUGAGUCUCACUAUGAAAAACUGUAAAGCUGCAAUGAAUUUUUUCCAAAGUGUGCCAGAAUGUGAACAACAUGAAAAAGAUAAAGAAGAAUCUUCAUUCUCAGAAGUAGAAGAAUUGUUUCUUCAGACAACUUUUGACAAGAUGAACUUUUUAACGAAUGUGAAAGAAUGUGCUAUAGAAAAGCACCAAUCCAUUAUUGGCUUUUCUGUCCACCAAAAUCUCAAGGAAUCACUGGAUCAUUGUCUUCUGGGAUUAUCAGAACAGCUUCUAAAUAAUUACUCAUCUGAGAUUACAAAUUCAGAAACGCUUGUCCGGUGUUCAAGUCUUUUGGUGGGUGUUCUUGGCUGCUACUGUUACGUGGGUGUAAUAGCUGAAGAGGAAGCAUAUAAGUCAGAAUUAUUCCAGAAAGCCAAGUCUCUAAUGCAAUGUGCAGGAGAAAGUAUCACUCUGUUUAAAAAUAAGAUAAAUGAGGAAUCUAGAAUUGGUUCAUUGAGAAAUAUGAUGCAUCUAUGUACAAGUUGCCUGUGUAACUGUACCCAGAAGAAUCCAAAUAAGAUCGCUUCUGGCCUUUUCCUGCGUUUGUUAACAUCAAAGCUGAUGAAUGACAUUGCAGAUAUUUGUAAAAGUUUAGCAUCCUUUACCAAAAAGCCAUUUGACCAUGGAGAAAUAGAAUCAAUGGAAGAUGAUACUAGUGGAAAUCUAAUGGAGGUGGAGGAUCAGUCAUCCAUGAAUCUAUUUAAUGAUUACCCAGCUAGCAGUGUUAGUGAUGCAAAUGAACCUGGAGAGAGCCAAAGUACUAUAGGUGCCAUGAAUCCUUUAGCUGAAGAAUAUCUCUCUAAGCAAGAUGUACUCUUUUUAGAUAUGCUCAAGUUCUUGUGUUUGUGUGUAACUACUGCUCAGACCAAUACUGUGUCAUUUAGGGCAGCCGAUAUUCGGAGGAAAUUGUUAAUGUUAAUUGAUUCUAGCACACUAGACCCUACUAAAUCCCUCCACCUACGUAUGUAUCUAGUGCUUUUAAAGGAACUUCCUGGAGAAGAAUAUCCCUUGCCAAUGGAAGAUGUUGUUGAACUUCUGAAACCACUAUCCAACGUGUGCUCCUUGUAUCGUCGUGACCAAGAUGUUUGUAAAAUAAUUUUAAACCAUGCCCUCCAUAUAGUGGCAAACCUAGGUCAAGGCAGUUUGGACUCUGAGAACACGAGAGAUGCUCAAGGACAGUUUCUUACAGUGAUUGGAGCAUUUUGGCAUCUAACAAAGGAAAGGAAAUGCACAUUCUCUGUAAGAAUGGCGCUAGUAAAAUGCCUUAAAACUUUGCUUGAGGCCGAUCCUCAUUCAAAAUGGGCUAUUCUUAAUGUAAUGGGAAAAGACUUUCCCGUAAAUGAAGUAUUUCCACAAUUUCUUGCUGAUAAUCAUCACCAGGUUCGCAUGUUGGCUGCAGAGUCAAUCAAUAGAUUAUUCCAGUAUACGAAACUAGGUGAUUCUUCCAGGUUAUGGAAAGCACUUCCUUUGAAGCUUCAGCAACCAGCUUUUGAAAAUGCAUGCUUGAAAGCUCAGGAAGGAAUGAGAGAAGUGUCCCACAGUGCUGAGAACCCUGAACUUUUGGAUGAGAUUUAUAAUAGAAAAUCUGUUUUACUGAUGUUGAUAGCUGUGAUUUUACACUGUAGCCCUAUCUGUGAAAAACCUGCUUUGUUUGCCCUAUGCAAAUCUGUGAAAGAGAAUGGACUAGAACCUCACCUUGUGAAAAAGUAUAUUUUUAGAUCUUGCUAUAAAGUUUUGAUUCCACAUCUGGUGAUUAGAAGUCAUUUUGAUGAGGUGAAGUCUAUUGCAAAUCAGAUUCAAGAGGAUUGGAAAAGUCUUCUAACAGACUGCUUUCCAAAGAUUCUUGUAAAUAUUCUUCCUUAUUUUGCCUAUGAGUAUACAGGAGACAGUGGAAUGGCACAGCAAAGAGAGACUGCUACCAAGGUCUAUGAUAUGCUCAAAAGUGAAAACUUACUGGGAAAACAGAUUGAUCAUUUAUUCAUUAGUAAUUUACCGGAGAUUGUGGUGGAGUUAUUGAUGACAUUACAUGAACCAGCAAAUUCUGGUGCCAGCCAAAGCACUGACUUCUGUGACUUUUCAGGGGAUUUGGAUCCUGCUCCUAAUCCACCUCAUUUUCCAUCACAUGUAAUUAAAGCAACAUUUGCCUAUAUCAGCAAUUGUCAUAAAACCAAGCUCAAAAGCAUUCUAGAAAUUCUUUCCAAAAGCCCCGAUUCCUAUCAGAAAAUUCUUCUAGCCAUUUGUGAGCAAGCGGCCGAGACAAAUAAUGUUUAUAAAAAGCACAGAAUUCUUAAAAUAUAUCACCUAUUUGUUAGUUUAUUACUGAAAGAUUUAAAAAGUGGCUUAGGAGGAGCUUGGGCCUUUGUUCUUCGAGAUGUUAUUUAUACUUUGAUUCACUAUAUCAACAAAAGGCCUUCUCGUUUCAUGGAUGUGUCAUUACGUAGCUUCUCCCUUUGUUGUGACCUAUUAAGUCGGGUUUGCCAGACAGCAGUGACUUACUGUAAGGAUGCUUUAGAAAAUCAUCUUCAUGUUAUUGUUGGUACACUUAUACCCCUUGUGGGUGAUCAGAUGGAGGUUCAGGAACAGGUAUUGGACUUGUUGAAAUACUUAGUGAUAGAUAACAAGGAUAAUGAAAACCUCUAUAUCACGAUUAAACUUUUAGAUCCUUUUCCUGACCAUGUUGUUUUUAAGGAUUUACGUGUUACUCAACAGAAAAUCAAAUAUAGUAGAGGACCCUUUUCACUCUUGGAGGAAAUUAACCAUUUUCUCUCAGUAAGUGUUUAUGAUGCGCUUCCAUUGACAAGGCUUGAAGGAUUGAAGGAUCUUCGAAGACAGCUGGAACAACAUAAAGAUGAGAUGAUGGAUCUUAUGAGAGCAUCUCAGGAUAACCCACAAGAUGGUAUUAUGGUGAAGCUGGUUGUCAAUUUGUUGCAGUUAUCCAAGAUGGCAAUAAACCACACUGGUGAAAGAGAAGUUUUAGAGGCUGUUGGAAGCUGCUUGGGAGAAGUGGGUCCUAUGGAUUUUUCUACCAUAGCUAUACAGCAUAGUAAAGAUACAUCUUAUACCAAGGCCGUUGAGUUAUUUGAAAAUAAAGAACUUCAGUGGACCUUCAUAAUGCUUACCUACCUGAAUAACACACUGGUAGAAGAUUGUGUCAAAGUUCGAUCAGCUGCUGUUACCUGUUUGAAAAACAUUUUAGCCACAAAGACUGGACAUAGUUUCUGGGAGAUUUAUAAGAUGAAAACGGAUCCCAUGCUCACCUAUCUACAGCCUUUUAGAACAUCAAGAAAAAAGUUUUUAGAAGUACCCAGAUUUGAUAAUGAAAACCCUUUAGAAGGCCUGGAUGAUACAAAUCUGUGGAUUCCUCAAAGUGAAAAUCAUGACGCUUGGAUAAAGACACUGACUUGCGCUUUUUUAGACAGUGGAGGCACAAAAAGUGAAAUUCUUCAACUAUUAAAGCCAAUGUGUGAGGUGAAAGCUGACUUUUGUCAGACUGUGCUUCCAUACUUGAUACAUGAUAUUUUACUCCAAGACACAGAUGAAUUGUGGAGAAAUCUGCUUUCUAAACAUGUUCAGGGAUUUUUCACCAGCUGUUUUAGACACUCCUCACAAACAAGCCGAUCCACAACCCCUGCAAAUUUGGAUUCAGAGUCAGAGCAUGUUUUCCGAUGCUGUUUGGAUAAAAAAUCACAAAGAACAAUGCUUGCUGUUGUGGACUACAUGAGAAGACAAAAGAGACCUUCUUUAGGAACAGUUUUUGAUGAUGCUUUCUGGCUGGAUUUGAAUUAUCUAGAGGUUGCCAAGGUAGCUCAGUCUUGUGCUGCUCACUUUACAGCAUUACUCUAUGCAGAAAUCUAUGCAGAUAAGAAAAACAUGGAUGAUCAAGAGAAAAGGUAAUGGAAUUUAGAAUUUUUGGCUUUUAAAAUUGAAAACCAAAGUACAACUAUUUCUAGAUUGGGGGAAAAAAGUAAAGAAGAAACUAGAAUAAGUUUAUAGGAUCUUCUCUUAGAAAUCUACAGAAGUAUAGGAGAGCCAGAUAGCCUGUAUGGCUGUGGUGGGGGGAAAAUGUUACAACCCCUUACCAGACUACGAACAUAUGAACAUGAAGCAAUGUGGGGGAAAGCCCUAGUAACAUAUGACCUGGAGACAGCAAUCUCUUCAUCAACCCGCCAGGCAGGAAUAAUUCAGGCCUUGCAGAAUUUGGGACUCUGCCAUAUUCUUUCCAUCUAUUUAAAAGGAUUAGAUUAUGAAAAUAAAGAAUGGUGUGCUGAACUACAGGAACUUCGUUACCAAGCAGCAUGGAGGAAUAUGCAGUGGGACCAGUGCUUGCCUCUCAAAGAAAUAGAAGGAACCAAUUACCACGAAUCAUUGUACAAUGCUCUGCAGUCCUUAAGAGACAGAGAAUUCUCCACAUUUUAUGAAAGUCUCAAACAUGCCAGAGUAAAAGAAGUAGAAGAGUUGUGUAAGGGCAGCCUUGAGUCUGUGUAUUCACUCUACCCCACGCUUAGCAGACUGCAGGCUAUUGGAGAGCUGGAAAACAUUGGGGAGCUUUUCUCAAGAUCCAUCACAGAUAGACAGCUCUCUGAAAUAUAUAUGAAGUGGCGGAAACACUCCCAGCUUCUCAAGGACAGUGAUUUUAGUUUUCAGGAGCCUAUCAUGGCUCUACGCACAGUCAUUUUGGAGCUCCUGAUUGCAAAGGAAAUGGAGGACUCCCAAAAAGAAUGUUUUAAGGACAUUCUCACCAAGCACCUUGUAGAAUUAUCUAUACUGGCCCGAACUUUCAAGAACACUCAGCUCCCUGAAAGGGCAAUAUUUCAAAUUAAACAGUAUAAUUCAGCUAGUCAUGGAGUCUCUGAGUGGCAACUGGAGGAAGCGCAAGUAUUCUGGGCAAAAGAGGAGCAGAGUCUUGCCCUGAGUAUUCUCAAGCAAAUGAUCAAGAAGUUGGAUGUCAGCUAUACAGAGGAUGAUCCCACCCUAAAACUUAUAUACACAGAAUGUCUGAGAAUCUGUGGCAACUGGUUAGCAGAAACUUGCUUAGAAAAUCCUACAGUCAUUAUGCAGACCUAUCUAGAAAAGGAUCGAAUGGAGGCUGCAAACAAAAUAAUAUGUACUAUCAGAAGUAAGAGACCUCAGAUGGUCAGAAGUAUUGAGGCACUUUGUGAUGCUUAUAUUAUAUUAGCAAACUUAGAUGCCACUCAGUGGAAGACUGAGAGAAUUUUCUGGAGCACACACUUGUUGCAGAGAAUUGCAACAAGUCUAUUAAAGAGAUACACAGUAAAGGUUCAGCGAGAGCUGGAGCUGGAUGAAUGUGCACUCCGUGCACUGAAAGAGGAUCGUAAACGCUUCUUAUGUAAAGCAGUUGAAAAUUACAUCAACUGCUUAUUAAGUGGAGAAGAACAUGAUAUGUGGGUAUUUCGACUUUGUUCUCUCUGGCUUGAAAAUUCUGGAGUUUCUGAAGUCAAUGGCAUGAUGAAGCCACAGAACAUAAAAUGUUAUUCAUGUUUAAUUAUUGUGAAGGGCCGCGAUGACCUGAGACAAGAUGCUGUCAUGCAGCAGGUUUUCCAGAUGUGUAAUAUGUUACUGCAGAGAAACACUGAAACUAGGAAGAGGAAAUUGACUAUCUGCACAUAUAAGGUGGUUCCCCUCUCUCAGCGAAGUGGUGUUCUUGAAUGGUGCACAGGAACUGUCCCUAUUGGUGAAUUUCUUGUUAACAAUGAAGAUGGUGCUCAUAAAAGAUAUAGGCCAAAGGAUUUUAGUGCCUAUCAAUGCCAAAAGAAAAUGAUGGAGGUGCAAAAGAAGUCUUUUGAAGAGAAAUAUGAAACCUUCAUGGAUAUUUGCCAAAAUUUUCAACCAGUUUUCCGUUACUUCUGCAUGGAAAAAUUCUUAGACCCAGCUGUUUGGUUCGAGAAGCGAUUGGCUUAUACUCGCAGUGUGUCCACUUCUUCAAUUGUUGGCUACAUACUAGGACUUGGUGAUAGACAUGUACAGAAUAUCUUAAUAAAUGAGCAGUCAGCAGAACUCGUACAUAUAGAUUUAGGUGUUGCUUUUGAGCAGGGUAAAAUCCUUCCUACUCCUGAAACAGUUCCUUUUAGACUUACCAGGGAUAUUGUGGAUGGCAUGGGCAUUACUGGUGUUGAAGGUGUCUUCAGAAGAUGUUGUGAAAAAACCAUGGAAGUUAUGAGAAACUCUCAGGAAACUCUGUUAACCAUUGUAGAGGUCCUCCUGUAUGAUCCACUCUUUGACUGGACCAUGAAUCCUUUGAAAGCUUUGUAUUUACAGCAGAGGCCCGAAGAUGAAACUGAGCUCCACUCCACUCUGAAUGCAGAUGACCGAGAAUGCAAAGGAAAUCUUAGUGAUAUUGACCAGAGUUUCAACAAAGUAGCCGAACGCGUCUUGAUGAGACUGCAAGAGAAACUGAAAGGAGUGGAAGAAGGCACUGUGCUCAGUGUGGGUGGACAGGUGAAUUUACUCAUACAGCAGGCCAUGGACCCCAAAAAUCUCAGCAGACUCUUCCCGGGAUGGAAAGCUUGGGUGUGAUCUUCAGCAUAUGAAUUACCCUUAAAUUCAACUUUUCGAAAUGUGAUUUCAGCCUUCAUUUUUAACCCACCCAUGAACUUUGAAUAGGGAUUAAUAUUUAACUAAGUGAACAACUGUGAGGUUUUUUUUCUAAUUGAUUUUUUAAUACUUGAUUUAAUCACUACUCAAGAUGCUUUGAGAGUUUUGAGGAACAUCUCUGCUCUCACUCUUUAGAAAUAAUUGUUAUUC